AUGAACGUGGUUGAGAAGCCAUUUGGUGUUGUUCUAUUGAUCGGGGGCUGUGGCAUCAUCGGACACCACAUCAUCGUUGAUAUCGUGACCAAAUGUGGGGUCGCACGUGCAGAAGAUGUGCACAUCUUCGACCGCCAUGUUGGACCGGACCAGCUGUACUAUACAGCCUUCAUCCCAGAGGCUAACUACCACAAGGGCGACAUCUGUGACUCUGCGCGACUGGCUCAGGUCCUGCAGCAAGUGCGGCCGGCCGUCGUAUUCGAUCUGGUCUCGCCGCCGAUGUUCAACUACGAUCUCGCGUAUUACAUGCGCAUCAACGUCGAGGCACGGCGUGUCCUCCUGGACCUCGCCCGAGAGACUCGCACGGUCAAGGCAUUCGUGUACAAUUCUUCUGCGGGUGUCAUUCACGACUCUUACAGCGAUUUAUGCAAUGCUGACGAGUCGUGGCCGGUGCUGUUCAUGCCGCAGCAGUGCGAACCUUACUCACACAGCAAGGCUGUCGCGGAGACGAUGGUGUUGGAGGCUAACGGCUACGGCCCUAGCACCAGCAGCAACGAAGGAAGCCAAGGACGAUGGAAAAUGCACACAGUCUCAAUCCGACAAUGCACUCCGUUCGGCGCCAACCAUGGGGAAACGACGGUCGCAUUGGUCGAGAACGCGCGGAACGGCAAAUACAAAUAUCAGGUUGGAGACAACAGCAACCUGGUAGACUGGACGUAUAUCGAGAACAGUGCACGGGCAUUUUCUCUUGCGGCACAGGCUCUCCUCAUCACGCACGAGUCCCACACCAACCAGCCCGUGGAAGAGGCUAGCCGCGUUGACGGUGAAGCGUUCCUCGUCUCGAACGAUCAGCCAGUCCGGUUCUGGACGUUUGCGCGUCAGAUAGGUGCCGCGGCCGGGUACGAGAUUGACGAUAAGGACGUACGGGUGAUCCCGCGCUGGGUGGCGAUGACGAUGGCGUUCGUUGCCGAGUGGUCGACCUGGGUUCUGUCGUUUGGUCGCCGCAAGGCCGCUUUCACGCGCUUCGGCAUCCGCUAUAGCACACUCAAUCAUUAUCAUUGCAUUGACAAGGCCAAGCAACGUCUCAAGUAUGAACCUAUGGUUGACCUGGAGGAGGGCAUCAGGAGAUCGGUUCUGCCGUACAAGACGGCCGCGCCACAGGAGCAUGGUGGUUAG
Messenger RNA from Exophiala aquamarina CBS 119918, 1176 nucleotides. RefSeq lists its product as uncharacterized. Bases 1 to 1176 code for a protein of 391 amino acids. Gene Ontology annotation, molecular function: 3-beta-hydroxy-Delta5-steroid dehydrogenase (NAD+) activity. Gene Ontology annotation, biological process: steroid biosynthetic process. Lineage: Eukaryota; Fungi; Ascomycota; Eurotiomycetes; Chaetothyriales; Herpotrichiellaceae. The record is from RefSeq and is a predicted model, not a curated record. The transcript is spliced from 2 exons.